This is a messenger RNA of Dentiscutata heterogama, 723 nucleotides long. Lineage: Eukaryota; Fungi; Glomeromycota; Glomeromycetes; Diversisporales; Gigasporaceae. The record is from the annotation of a GenBank genome assembly.
AUGCCCUCAGAACACGCACCUGAAGGACAUGCGCCCGAAAGACACGCACCCGAAGGACACAAUUCAUCUAUAUCGGCGGCUGAAAGGUCUCUCAUAUAUUCAAUUAUAGAAAAUGUUUUGCUCAUAAUUUACAGAGUUUUCAUGAACAUUUUGUUAUUCAUAAUACACAUUAUAUCAUACAUAACUCAUGAACUCUUGUCAUCACCUGGAAUCACAACUUCACCAUACUAUUUAUCCGCAUCUAUCUUAGUAGAUGAAAAAUAUGAACCAAUUUUUAAAUUUCUUUUAGUAGAACUAUCACCAGUUAUAACAAUAUUAUAUCCAAUAAUUUCUUAUAUGCUUCCAUAUGAUAUUUUAAAAUCGUUUGAUGAUGAUCUUGCGAUAACGAUACUUUCACCUGUGAUACUUCAUAUAAAAAAACCCGAAUAUCAUUAUCAAGGAAUAACUGAUUCAAUGGCUUCAAUAAUAAAUAGUAGUUAUAAGUUAUUUCACGCACAUUAUUAUGGUAUAACUGAAGAAGAAGAAAAAAAAAUAGUUGAAUCACCUAUGUUUAAAAAGAUGAAAUAUGAAAUAGAAUUAGAUGAAGAUUUUGUUAAUUCUAUAGAUAUUUCUUACAUGAUUCCAGAAUCUAUAAUGAAUACAUAUCAACGUUAUGCAGAACCUGAAGAAAUGGAUAGAAGUUCAAUGAGACAAUCAAGAUCAGGUGAAGCAAUAGCGGAAAUU